GCGCAGCCUCUUCUACCUGCACAACGAGCUGGGCAACAUCUACACGCACGGGCUGGCCCUGCUGGGCUUCCUGGUGCUGCUGCCAAUGACCAUUCCCUGGGGCCAGCUGGGCAAAGACUGCUGGCUGGGGGGCACCCACUGCGUGGCCUGCCUGGCACCUCCUGCAGGCUCGGUACUCUAUCACCUCUUCAUGUGCCACCAAGGAGGCAGCCCUGUGUACUCCCGGCUCCUGGCCCUGGAUAUGUGUGGGGUCUGCCUUGUCAACACCCUCGGCGCCCUGCCCAUCAUCCACUGCACCCUGGCCUGCAGGCCCUGGCUGCGCCCGGCAGCCCUGCUGGGCUACACCGUGCUGUCGGGCGUAGCUGGCUGGCGCGCCCUCACUGCCCCCUCCACCAGUGCCCGUCUCCGAGCCUUUGGUUGGCAAGCUGGUGCCCGCCUGCUGGUCUUCGGGGCCCGGGGAGUGGGGCUGGGCUCCGGGGCCCCAGGUGCCCUGCCUUGCUACCUGCGCAUGGACGCACUGGCGCUGCUCGGGGGACUGGUGAAUGUGGCCCGCCUGCCCGAGCGCUGGGGACCAGGCCGCUUCGACUACUGGGGCAACUCCCACCAGAUCAUGCACCUGCUCAGCGUGGGCUCCAUCCUCCAGCUGCACGCAGGCGUUGUGCCGGACCUGCUCUGGGCCGCCCGGCAUGCCUGUCCCCCGGACUGAGCUGCCCUGCCCGCCAUGCUGGCCAGCCUGCCACCUCUGGAAACAAGCACCACGCUUCCCUCCUCCUGCGGGUCUGCAAGUCUGGCUCCCUGGACCAUCCAGCACAUCGGACACCCUCUAGCAGCCUCGUCCUUCAUCCACUCCUUCCUGUGGACUCUGCUUCUGCUGCCCCCGCCUCAAGUUCCAGCUCCCUUCUGCCUUCUCCAGGACCAUUUUGCUGCAUCAGCUAGAAGAAGACGUUUCCCUCUCUGAGCCUCACUUUACCCUCUGUGACCUGUAAUGAUGGUUUAGGCCAAGACUCUGGGUCACAUCUUGCUCUGACAGUUCUGCCGGCCUGAAGCCAUCACCCCACCCUGCCCUCAUGGCCUCUCCCAAGCUCCUCCUGGGCACCUGGACCAGCCCUCCAGCCCACGUUUCCCAACUCUAUCAUUUAACAAUUUUUUUGGCCAGAGGGUGUAUACACUCGCCAGAGAGACCAAGAGAUGGGAGAGAGAAAGCACCCCGAGUGAGUGUGGCCACGACACGGUCCCUUCUUCAUUCUCCUUCCAGUCCAGAUUCAGAGCACGCACGCACACACACCCGGUGUUUCUCAAGCCGCUGGAUCUGGGACUUGGGCCGACUGGCCAUGUGGAAUCACUCCCUUAACUACCAUGCCAUAGGGCACCCCGACUCCCUCUCUCUGCCCUGCAUGCCAGCCCUCCCAACAGCUAGAAGCUCACCCACCCUUCUCCCAUCUGUCCACAGACAUGGAAGAAGGGGUUCAGGGCACAGGACUAGCCCCUUCUCCCAAGAACAAGUGGGCACUGACCCUUCUUGUGCCAGCUGGCCAGAGGGCAUGAGGCUGCUGCUGCGCUCUCUAGACCACUGGCUCAGAUGUAGAGUUCGGCAGCCCUGGCUGCAGGCCCCACUACAUCGUGGGCCCGCCCUCCCUCCUGACUGGCAUACUGUGCCCACCCGGGAAGGCUCUGUGCCCCACACAGCAUGUGGCUCCAGUCCGCUGGACCAAGGCCCAGGUCCGCAGCAGGGCUCACUCAGGGCCAUCCCAGGGCCUGAGCCCCUGGACGACAUCAAUAAAGGGAUGGGAAGCACAGAGUUGCCACGUGAGCAGGCUUGGGUGCUCCCAAGUUCCAAGUACCUUUUAUUAGACAAGGCCAGGCAGAGGGGACCAUGAGAACUCCCAGAGGGACCCCAGCUUUCGAGGGGGCGGGAGGGAAAGGAAUAAAAGGUUAAAACCA
Messenger RNA from Tupaia belangeri chinensis (Chinese tree shrew), 1941 nucleotides. RefSeq names its product progestin and adipoQ receptor family member 4 (gene PAQR4). The record is from RefSeq and is a predicted model, not a curated record. Gene Ontology annotation, cellular component: membrane. Lineage: Eukaryota; Metazoa; Chordata; Mammalia; Scandentia; Tupaiidae. Gene Ontology annotation, molecular function: signaling receptor activity.